Molecule: messenger RNA, 1213 nt
Organism: Xiphophorus couchianus (Monterrey platyfish)
Lineage: Eukaryota; Metazoa; Chordata; Actinopteri; Cyprinodontiformes; Poeciliidae
Gene: mgst3b
Product: microsomal glutathione S-transferase 3b
Exons: 4
Coding region: 69-491 (140 amino acids)
Cellular component (GO): nuclear envelope; endoplasmic reticulum; membrane
Molecular function (GO): glutathione peroxidase activity; glutathione transferase activity
Source: RefSeq, a predicted model, not a curated record
GUGAACGCUCGCCAACUUCCUGUUCUGUGUCUCCAGAAACCUGCAAGCAGGCGAUAAACUGCUCCAAGAUGAACGUUCUCGCUAAGCUGCCAUCCUCCUACGGAUAUGUGAUAUUAAUUUACCUAUACAGCUGGAUUAUGCUGGGUUAUUUGGCAGCAAAGGUUAUCGGGGCCCGGAAGAAAUACAAAGUGAAGUAUCCCGCAAUGUACAGCGACAAGGACCAAAUGUUCAACUGCAUCCAGAGAGCCCACCAGAACACAUUAGAGGUGUACCCACAGUGGCUCGUUUUCCAAACAAUCGCAGCCCUUGUGUACCCGUUAAUUGCAUCUGCGCUGGGUGCUAUUUGGGUGACCAGUAGGUUCUUCUAUGCCUGGGGAUACUACACUGGAGAACCAGACAAGAGGAUGAAUGGCUCCUUUGGCUACAUUGGAUACUUUGGAGUGAUCCUUAUGUCCAUAUACAUUUCUUUGCAAUUGCUGAGAGUCUUUUAAGGUGGUUUUCAACCCAUAUAGUUAAAGAGUUUAAUGGCUCAUUGCUGGCAAACAUCAAAAAUAAACUUUCCAUACGUAAGUGCUAGUUUCAGCAUAUAUUUUAUAGGUUGGUAAUUUGACAUUAAGGUUUGUUAAUAUUGUUUAAUUAAAAAAAAAAUACUUCAUGUAGCCAAGGAUUAUCAGAAAAAGAAAGAGAUGACUGGAUUUUAGUCUCAUAGAGUGUUAGUGGCGAAAGGGCCAAGCAGUGAGGGUUGAUGGCUCUAUGUGACUUACACAUGAUGCUUAAGUCACAAAUCUUGCUCUGAGGAUACAGUUCUUAUUAAAUGUGGAAGAAAAUGUUAUGUUGACUUCCUCAAGUUUGUUUCAUACAGAAUGAAUAUGAUUUUUCUUUCACAAUAAAAUGCUUUGAUCUCAGUCAUUCAAAUAAUAACGUCAAAGAGAAUAAAAAUAAAUGUUUUUUGUUCUAAUGUUCCUAAUCAUUUAAAUUAGUUAAAUAUUUAGCUACCUUUAGAUGAGUUAAUUUGAAGCCUUUGCUCUGAAGCCUACAAGUUUGCUUUUUUGUUAUGCUUUUCCAUUUUUUUUUUAAUCCAGGCAGUGACUAUUAUUUUAGGCAAGACAAUUUUAUUUGUCUAAACUGAAUUGCCUUUCACCAACAAGGCAAUUCAAAGUGUUUUACAUGAUGAAAACAUUAAACAAAAACACAAUGUAUUGCAGUGGCACAA